AUGUCUUUCAAAGUUCUUAAAAAAUCAUUCCUUCUCUCAAGGAAAUCCUAUAGCACUGCGACUGCAUUUCUGACUUCAAGACCAUCUGAAGACAUUUAUGAAAGGACGCCACCAGUUACUUUGCUCUCUGAGAAUGAGAAUUUCUUUGUGGAGACAGUUCGAAAGUUUUCCAAUAACGUUGUGAAGCCGUUAGUCCGAGAAAUGGAUAAAAAUUCAAAGAUGAACCCAAUUGUGACAAAAGGAGCAUUCGAAAAUGGGCUAAUGGGCCUUCAUGUUCCCGAAGAGUACGGAGGAUCUGGAUCUUCAUUUUUCGAUGCGAUGCUUGUUAUUGAGGAGCUGGCAAAAACAGAUCCAUCGGUCUCCGCAAUGGUUGGCAUCCAUAAUACUCUCCCUGUAUCAAUGAUUAUCGAUCAUGGAUCGGAAGAACAAAAAUUGAAAUACCUACCUUCUUUAAGUUCGGAUUCUCUUGCUUCAUUCUGUAUUUCUGAAUCUGGAGCUGGAUCAGAUGCAUUUGCUUUGAAAACUACUGCGAAAAAAGAUGGAUAUCAUUAUCUGAUUUCUGGAUCGAAAAUGUGGAUUACAAACUCUUCAGAAGCACAAGUUUUCGUUGUUUUCGCCAAUGCGGAUCCAAGUCAAAAAUACAAAGGAAUCACUUGUUUUAUUGUCGAAAGAUCUCAAGAAGGGGUUUCUGUAUGCAAAGAAGAAGAUAAACUUGGAAUCCGUGCAUCAUCCACUUGCCAGGUGAAUUUUGAUAAUGUGAGAGUUCACGAGUCAGCAAUAUUGGGAGAGUAUGGAAAAGGCUACAAAUACGCAAUUGAAUGUCUGAAUGCCGGAAGAAUUGCAAUUGGAGCACAAAUGAUAGGACUGGCUCAAGGAUGUUUCGAUCAAACGAUUCCUUAUCUUCAACAGAGAGAACAGUUUGGACAAAGACUCAUUGACUUCCAGGGUCUCCAACACCAGAUUGCUCAAGCACGAACUGAAAUUGAGGCCGCCCGCCUAUUAGUUUACAAUGCUGCCAGAAUGAAAGAAUACGGUAUUCCAUAUGUUCGACAAGCAGCCAUGGCCAAACUUUUUGCCUCUCAGGUUGCAACAUCCACGUCGGCACAAUGUGUUAAAUGGCUUGGUGGAGUGGGAUUCACAAAAGAUUUUCCAGCUGAAAAAUUCUACAGAGAUGCAAUGAUUGGAGAAAUUUACGAGGGGACUUCAAAUAUUCAAUUGAAUACGAUUGCCAAAUUAAUUGAUAAUGAGUACAAAUUGAGAGCUUGA
This is a messenger RNA of Caenorhabditis briggsae, 1266 nucleotides long. It is a transcript of the gene Cbr-acdh-1, whose product is annotated as Protein CBR-ACDH-1. The transcript has 6 exons. Bases 1 to 1266 code for a protein of 421 amino acids. Gene Ontology annotation, cellular component: mitochondrion. The record is from RefSeq and is a predicted model, not a curated record. Gene Ontology annotation, molecular function: flavin adenine dinucleotide binding; acyl-CoA dehydrogenase activity. Lineage: Eukaryota; Metazoa; Nematoda; Chromadorea; Rhabditida; Rhabditidae.